AUGGCCGCGGUUGGAUGUAAAGGAAGAUUUUUAUCUUUUUUUAACUACAAAACGGAAAAAUACAUUGUAACUAAAAAUAAAAAAGUUGGAAUCCUGUACAGAAUCUUCCAGUUAUCCAUCAUCGGUUACAUUAUAGGAUGGGUUUUCUUAACCAAGAAGGGCUACCAGGAGAAAGACGAGGCCAUCCAGAGCACAGUGAUCACGAAACUGAAGGGGGUCUCGGUGACAAACACCUCAGAGUCUGGUGUGCUAGUGUGGGGGCCGGAGGACUAUGUCAUCCCACCACAGGGUGAAGCUGUUCUUUUUGUCGUCACUAAUUUCCUAGAGACCCCCAAUCAGAAGCUUGGGUACUGUGCUGAGAGCCCCAAAGUGCUGGAUGGACACUGUCAGAAAGACGAGGAUUGCGUAGAGGGAAAACUAGUGAAGGCUGGUCAUGGAAUCAGAAGUGGACGAUGCUUAUGGAGGGAUGAAAACACCAAUGGAACCUGUGAAAUAUUUGGAUGGUGUCCUGUUGAAAGAAGCUUAAAACCACAAUCUGCUCUGCUGACGAACGCAGAAAACUUCACCAUCUACAUCAAGAAUUUUAUACAAUUUCCCAAAUUCAAAUUUUCAAAGUCUAAUAUUCUGGAGACAACGAAUGUGUCCUAUCUGAAAUGCCGAUAUGAUGAAAAGCUGCAUCCUUAUUGCCCCAUCUUUCGCCUGGGCGAUAUCACUGCACGAGCUGGAUACAACUUCAAUGACAUGGCAAAAUUUGGUGGCUCCAUCGGGAUCCAGAUCCAGUGGGACUGUGACCUUGACAAGGGUUUCUCCGAAUGCCACCCACGCUAUGAAUUCAGUCGCCAGGAUGUAGCCACCUCCAACAAUACCAUUGCAAAGGGAUUCAACUUUAGACACACUCGUUAUUAUAAAAAUGCAGCAGGUGAGAGCUACCGAUCCCUAUUCAAAGUCUAUGGUGUCCGAUUUAACAUCAUGGUGAAUGGAAGGGCUGGAAUGUUCAAUAUUGUCCCUACUGCCAUCAGUAUUGGUUCAGGGUUAGCUUUAAUGGGCGCAGGAGUAUUCUUCUGUGACAUGAUCCUUCUCUACAUCAUGAAGAAUGGCACCACCUACAGGGAGAGGAAGUUUGAAAGAUCCCAGGAGUCAUCAGCUGAAGGCAACCAUGAGAAAACCAGUCUGGCAUCUUAG
Messenger RNA from Nerophis lumbriciformis (worm pipefish), 1182 nucleotides. Lineage: Eukaryota; Metazoa; Chordata; Actinopteri; Syngnathiformes; Syngnathidae. The record is from RefSeq and is a predicted model, not a curated record.